This is a messenger RNA of Lytechinus variegatus (green sea urchin), 2506 nucleotides long. RefSeq lists its product as uncharacterized. NCBI's taxonomy places the organism in Eukaryota, Metazoa, Echinodermata, Echinoidea, Temnopleuroida, Toxopneustidae. The transcript has 6 exons. Bases 427 to 2229 code for a protein of 600 amino acids. Gene Ontology annotation, cellular component: chromatin; nucleoplasm. Gene Ontology annotation, molecular function: protein binding; ubiquitin-protein transferase activity; zinc ion binding. The record is from RefSeq and is a predicted model, not a curated record. Gene Ontology annotation, biological process: positive regulation of DNA-templated transcription.
UAAGGGAAUUACCACUGGGUAAUCCGUAGACGUGUAACGACAUUGAUCAUGUACAUACGCCAUCUUGUCUCACAGCAUAGAUAAUUAUACUUCAACACAUCGAUCUCCGAAGUUUGGACAUAGUUUUAAUAUUGCUUUAAGACGAUCAUUUUCUUUUUCAAAAGAUGGUCAUGUGAGGUAAUGCCAUAAUAUGUCAAUAAAGAGAAGUCUGGAAUACACCUUCAAGUUGUGCUGAAUCGGGAACUACGCCAUCUACGGCGAAUAUCUGAGGAACCUAACAGCCUAAAGAGAGAGUUUACCCAAUCAGUCUGGAUUACACCUUCAACGUUGUGCUGAAUCGGGAACUACGCCAUCUACUGCGAAUGUCUGAUAGACAUAACAGCUUAAAGACAGGGACUACCAUAUCAGAUCAAUACUCUGAUCAUCAUGGCGGCUAACUUCACCCUAGACCAACAAUGUGAAGGAAAGGAGUGUCAAUCAAUCACAGAUGUGACGUACUACGUGGAGGAGAAAAAGAGACUCUGUGAUGACUGCGCCUCUAAAGAAGGAUGCAUCGCAAGAGUUAAAAGAGGUGUACCAAAUAUUUAUUGUGAAGAACAUAAUGAAAAGGUAAAAUUAUAUUGCAAAUCUCAUGGCGUUCCAUUGUGUUAUUCAUGCGCUAUUAUCAAACAUCAACAGCCUUGCGAGAGACAAGAUAUAAAUGAUGCAAUAAAAGACAAUGGGGCGAGGCUAACAGUUCUAAAAGAAAAAGGGAGGGACAAAUUGAAAGAAGGUCGUCUGUACGAAAAUGAAAUUGACCAAUGCACGAAAGACACAGACACCCAUCUACAAGUUUUGAAAGAUGAAGUUAAUUCCAUAAUCAAGGAGGCGAUCAACAUAGAUGAAGCAAAUGAGAAGAUGGAGGCUGACAAAAUUAAUCUUGCAUUUGAUGGUAAGAAUCAAGUACUCCAAGAAGAGAUAAUGAAGAUCAAUGAAAAGAUUCGAAAGAACAAUGAAGAGAGAGAGAAACAACUUGAAUUAAUCCAUACAAAUGCACAGAUUAGACAAAGACACAUGGACAAUAAGAAGAUUGGUCUUCAUAGAGACAUUGAUAACAUUGUUAAAGAGAAGGAUAGGAAGAUCAGAGAGUUGAUGAAAUCAUUGCAGGAUGAAACAAAAACAAUAGAGAAUGCAAUACAGACCAUAGAUACAGUACUAGAAGACGAUAAAAACAUUGUUAAAGACGGUCAUAGUGUGAACAUGUCAGUGAGUGAUAAACUAAAGAAACCACUUUAUAAGAAUGAUGUGAAACAAAUCACUGAUAUAAUAUCAGGUGUGAGGUUUGUGAAGGGUGUUGGGAGAGAGAAGUAUGAUGGUAGGAUUGGUGGGUAUGAUGGCAAGUGGAUGCUUAGUGAUACAAUCAAUGUCAAAGAUAAAUUCACAUUCCCACGGAUUGUUGGUUGCAUAGAUAAAAGUAAUGUGAUCAUCACCGACUGGUUGUCAGAUAGACAUACAUACAUGUUAGAUAUAAACACUAAACACAUUCAGAGAGUGAUAACAGGUACUGAUACAUCAUUUGUAUUCUCCUGUGCAUUACUGAAUGAUGACAAGAUAGUGUGUGGUAAAUGGUGUAAAGGUUGUACAGGGAACUCUUUAACUGGAUGCAUCAGUGUGUAUGACAGACAAUGGAUGCGCAUCAAUGACGUUACGAACACAACGGACGAUAUCUCAUGGGUGGAUGUAGCUGUUGACCGUGAUGGGAUGAUCAUCGCUGCUGAGUGGGGUAAGUCUAAGAUAUACGUCAUCAACCCAGCUGAUAGUAAGAUCGUGAAUACCAUCAAAUGUAAAGAGGAUGUAGUGAUGCGAGGUGUGAUAUCAUCAGGUCACAUCAUCGCUCAACCUGGUGAUAAGAGAGUACUAAUCAUAGACAGAGAGGGUGGUCAAAGGGAAAUCCCCCACAGUGAUGUCAUCUUGAAUGUCAGUGUUGAUCCUAUAACAGACGACCUCUACGUUGUGACCUCAGAUGAUGAGUACAAGACGUGUAUGAUUGAUCAGGUGAUGAGAGGGAGUGAAGUGAAGAAGAGAAGAGUGACGUCAUUCCCUCUAACAACUAGACUGACUGAUCAAGGGACUGUGGAGCUUAGGAAAUGUUACCUUUUCUUAUCUCCUGUAAUGAUCCCAUCAUCAGGCAAGAUAAUUACUUGUAAUGGAGAUAGUAUUCUCGUCUUCGAAAAGCGACUCACAUUCUAAACGAUGAUAUGUCAGGAUCAUUCACUAUGAUGAAUAUGAGACACACUGACCAGAAUAAUACCAUCUUUGGAUAAUUGAAAUAUCUGUAGCAGUGAGGCCUAAUAAGACCUAAUAACUCUGACCCAUUUCAAACAUCACGGUCAACAAUAGGCAUUUCUUUAAAAAAAAUAAACCCCCAAAACUCCCGUAUCCAAGAACAUGUAUCAGACAUGAGGAAAUAGGUUUCUAUAUCAUUAUUUGAAAAUAGUAUUGGUGAGGUCAUAUUGCAUAUAAUAUU